AUGACGUCAGCAAGCCAUCUCCGCAGCUGCUGCCCCCACGUGGCAGCCCCAGAGUGGCUGGACGUGCGCUCGCUGCACCGGCAAGGUGGCGGCUGGCGCGGACCAGCGGCGCGAGAGGCGUCCAUCGCAUGGCACGCAGAGCGAGGGGCGCGAUCAGCGCGCUCGGCGCGCAGUGAGGGGCAGCGGAGGAAGGCGCGCGAUGUAGAAGCGGAAACGCAUGCGGCGUGGCAAAACGAACGGACGAGGCGGAAGGGCGGGCGGAAGGACGUGGGGAAGGGCGUUCGGACGGGCAUGCGGAAGGGCGGGCAGAUGGGGGAGAGCGGCGAGGAAGAGGAGAAGGGGGCGGACGCGACACGUGUCGAGAGGCGAUUGGCGCUUCCUUCGGAGGAGGUGUUUCUUGGGGCUGGGCUUGCGCUCAAAGAUGAGGUGGGACGAUGGCGCUACGCGGUGCAUCAUGGUGCGUGGGCGCGCGCCGGGGUGCUCAAGACAGACCCUUUCCUGUACACGGGCCUGUUGGGAACCGCCUUCGUGUGCCUGCGUGCCUUCCACGUCACUCGCAGCAGGGCUGACCUGGACCUCGCUGCUGACAUCACUCGAGCCGCUGCUGAGCUGGCAGAGACCGCCCCUGCCCCGCCUCCAGCCCCACCUGCCAGCAACUCACUCAUCGCUACAACCACGCACAUGCCUCCCUCACAUCACAUCACACCCCUCUUUCCCUUGCGCUCAUGCCAUUCUCUUCUCGCCACCCACCCCCGGUCCCCCAUCUCUGUCAGCCGCCAUUCUUUCUUUUGCGGGCAGCCCGGAAUAUUCGCCCUGGGGGCGGUCGUGGCUCACCUGCAGCGCCGCCAGCACGACAGCGAGAAGUUUCUGCGAAGGUUCCUCGACCUCAUCACUGACGCACUCCCUGCGCUCUCCCAGCGGCCCUCUUCCACCAAUGACAUCGCGCCAGCUGGCAUUCCCUACGAGCUGCUGUACGGGCGGGCGGGCUUGUUGUGGGCGGCAAUGUUCAUUCGGCAGCAUCUGGGGCGGGCUGCUGUUCCUGAUUCUCGUUACUGGGGGGCAGCACAUGGGCUGGCAGGGAUUGCCCACACGCUGCUGCUGGGGGAGAGACAUGUGGGGCAGGUGGGGCAUGUGGGGCACGUGGGACGAGUGGGGGUGGGGGAGGCAGCAGCGUCGUACGCAGAGGGGGAGGCAGGGGAAGAGGUUGUGGAAGAAGGGGGCAGGGAGGCGGUGGCGGUGUUGGAGUGGAUGGUGGCUGGUAAGCUGCCGAGCGGCAACUACCCCUCCAGUGACGAGAAACGCCUUGCUGCUGCUGGGGGAGGUGGGGCUGGGGGAGGUGGGGCUGGGGGAGGUGGGGCUGGGGGAGGUGGGGCUGGGGGGGACGCAGUCAGGGCGGCAGCAGGUGGGGCGGACAGGUUGGUGCAGUGGUGCCACGGCGCUCCUGGUGUGGCCAUGGCGCUUGCCCACGCUGCUACGGCAUUGCUGCAGUGGGCUUUCCUCUGUGCACAUGCUGCCUGCUACUGCUUCCACGGUGCGACGAUUGCAUGCCUUUUUGCUUACUGCUUCCACUUACUGCCUUGCAAUCUCUGCUUCUCCAUCUCUGCCCUUCCAUGCACAUGCCCCCUCUCCCACCCCUAUCCUGCACCAGUCACACCCGUCCAGGCAGCACCUGCUGGCAGCAGCGGUGGCAGCAGGCGAGGUGGCAUGGCAGCAUUAUCAUCUCUCCUAUGCAUGCCCUUUCCCACCCCGCCCAUGCACCAGUCACACCCGAGCAGGCAGCACCUGCUGGCAGCAGCGGUGGCAGCGGGCGAGGUGGCAUGGCAGCGGGGCCUGCUGCGCAAGAUGGGGCUGUGCCACGGCAUCGCUGGUAGCCACAGCAGCAACAGGCAAACCAACAGCAGCAACAGCAGCAACAGGCAAACCAACAGCAGCAACAGCAGCAACAGGCAAACCAACAGCAGCAACAGCAGCAACAGGCAAACCAACAGCAGCAACAGCAGCAACAGGCAACCCAACAGCAGCAACAGCAGCAACAGGCAAACCAACAGCAUGCAGGAAAACACCACUCCCGCCCUGCCCCCUCCCAGCACGCACCUGCACAGAGCGCGUGUGUUUGCCGCCUUCCUCGUGGCCCACCGCCAGCGCCUCGCACAUGCCGCCCUGCUGCACUGCGGCGACCGCCCCUUCUCCCUCAUGGAGGGCCUGGGCAUCGUGGCUUGUCUCUUCCUGGACCUGGCCCGGCCUGACGACGCGCAAUUUCCGGGUUUCGAGCUGUGA
This is a messenger RNA of Closterium sp. Naga37s-1, 2277 nucleotides long. Lineage: Eukaryota; Viridiplantae; Streptophyta; Zygnematophyceae; Desmidiales; Closteriaceae. The record is from the annotation of a GenBank genome assembly.